AACAUGAAUCGGAGUUGCGUUAUGGUUAUGGGUUGUGAAUAGAACUGUUUAUGUUUUUUUUUUUUUUUAAGUAUAAAUCAAUGAUCGAUGUUGUGAUCGUGUAAUUACACGAUCGCGAAUUGUGUUUUACGGAGUCCCCCUUGGCGAACUAUCUAAAUAAAUGGCUUCAAACGAUGGUAUUCCGCCACCCGCCGCCGUAACAGGAUUUCCACCGGCAACGCCAAAUAUCGCAUCUAGCUAUGUGCCACCAAUUAUGCCCGCGGCACCCUUCAUCCCUCCUCCUAGUUUACCUCCAGGUCCUCCGGGUAUAAUGCCACCUCAGUUUUCCAUACCUCCGCCAGGUUUUACUUUUCCUAUUACCGCGGCACCUCCUCAAGAGGCCGGAGUCAUAGCCGCAUCGCCACGGAUAACUGCGCCUCCUCCAUCACCUAUCGGCAGCGAUGCCACUGCAGCGAUGUCCGUCAACUCGGCAGAGAAGAAGACCGAUUGGAGUGAACACAAGGCACCCGAUGGCAGAACAUAUUACUACAAUAGCGUUACAAAACAAUCAUUAUGGGAAAAACCAGACGAAUUGAAAACACCAAGCGAAUUGCUGUUGUCGCAGUGCCCAUGGAAAGAAUAUAAGUCAGAGAAUGGCAAAGUGUAUUACCAUAAUGUGAGUACAAAGGAGUCCAGGUGGACGAUACCGCCAGAGUUGGAAGAAUUGAAAACACGUAUUAUAGCCGAGGAAGCUGCAGCGGCUGCUGCAGCAGUGGUAGCAAACGCUACAAAUUCCAAUAUUGUUCCCGUAGCUAUGCAACACUUAUCACCAAACGUUGCGACUAUAUCGCAAACUAGUACACCGGAGUCAGGUGGAAAGUCGGCUAUCGAACAGGCGAUGGCUGCAACACUCGCAGCGAUUAAUAUUCCAACACCGCCUACGAAACCGGACGAGGAUAGUAAUUCCGCGAUGGGCUCGACUAAUGACAGCCGCACCAGCACGCCCGAGCCUAAAAUGCAGUUCAAGGAUAAAAAAGAAGCCGUCGAGGCAUUCAAAGAACUAUUGAGAGAAAGAGACGUGCCAUCGAACGCGACAUGGGAACAGGCUGUCAAAUUGAUUCAGAAUGACCCUAGGUAUCCGCAGAUGAAGAAAUUAAAUGAACGUAAACAAGCCUUCCACUCGUAUAAAACACAGAAGUUGAAGGAGGAACGUGAACAAGAAAGACUCAGAUUGAAAAAGGCCAAAGAGGACUUGGAGCAAUUCUUAUUGGAAAAUGACAGAAUGGUAAGCACGACUAAGUAUUACAAAUGCGAGGAGAUGUUCGGUAAUUUGGAAGUUUGGAGGGCAGUCGGCGAUUCGGAUCGCCGGGAUAUUUACGAGGAUGUUAUCUUCAAUCUGGCGAAACGUGAAAAAGAGGAGGCGAAACAGUUAAAAAAGAGGAAUACCAAGAGAUUGGCACAAGUUUUGGAUACAAUGACUGACGUGACAUACAGGACCACGUGGCAGGAAGCGCAAGCUUUGUUGCUCCAACAUCCUGCAUUCGCCGAAGAUGCAGAUUUGUUGGAGAUGGACAAAGAAGAUGCCCUAAUUGUAUUCGAGAAUCAUAUUCGUCAGUUGGAGAAAGAUGAGGAAGAAGAAAAAGAAUGCGAGAAAAAACGUAGGAAACGGCAGGAGAGAAAAAACAGAGAUGGUUUUAUAUAUCUACUUGAUGAGCUUCAUGAACAAGGUAAGCUCACGUCGAUGUCUCUGUGGGUUGAAUUGUAUCCCAUGCUGUCUGCCGAUCUUCGAUUCUCCGCCAUGCUCGGUCAGUCAGGUUCGACUCCGCUGGAUCUUUUCAAAUUCUAUGUCGAGGACUUGAAGUCUCGAUUCCAUGACGAAAAGAAGAUUAUUCGUGAAAUACUCAAAGACAAGAAUUUCGAGGUCCAAGUCAACACGACUUUCGAGGAAUUCGCUACGGUCGUAUGUGAGGAUCGAAAGUCAGCAACUCUGGAUGCGGGUAAUGUUAAAUUGACAUACAAUCUGUUGCUGGAAAAGGCAGAAGCACGUGAGAAGGAGCGCGUCAAAGAAGAGACACGAAAGUUCAAGAAGCUGGAGACUGGUUUCAAAAAUUUGCUGAAGACGUUAAACGUAGAUUAUCAAAUGGCAUGGGAGGACGUAAGGUCUAAAAUCGAAGAGGAGCAAGAUUUCAAGGCAAUCACUUUGGAGAGCGAAAGAAUACGAAUAUUCAAGGAAUAUCAGCACGAGCUUGAAGAAAGCUGUAGUCAUCAUCAUAUUAGAAGUAAGAAGAAAAAGGCGAAGAAAUUGAAGCGCAAGUCGCGAUCGCGAUCGCACAGCGAGUCGGAGGGCAGUGAGAAAGGUUUGAGGAGAAAACGACACAAAUCGCAUUCUCCUAGUAUUCCCAGCAAAUCUGACAGCUCUGAAUCAGAAACGAGGAAAACCAAGAGGAAGAAGAGCAAGAAGAAGAGAGGCCGUAGUCAUUCGCGCUCACACUCCGGGCUUCCAUCCUCGGAAGAGUCUCCGGAAAGGAAACGGAAGGAGGAGAAGCAUAGGAGACCAUCGAUUCACAGCGAAGGUUCUGCUACGGAAAAUAACGAGCACCACGAACUCUCCGAAGACGAGCUGGAAAAGCAAAGGGCACAACUCUUGCGCGAGCUCCAAAUGCAACAGGAAGAGAACUGAAGACUUCACCAAUUAUCAUCUUUCAAGAUUGUCCACUUUAAAUUUAAGACAAUUACGAUUUAUUUUCUCUGAAACUUGAUAACUAUUAUUUCCUAAACUUUCCCGAACAAACGAACUCUACCUACAAACUCUAUCUACUUGAACAUGUUUAUUACAUUAAGAAAUGUAUUGACAGAAACGAAUUUAAUAGACACGACAAAUUUAUGAAGCACA
Messenger RNA from Pogonomyrmex barbatus (red harvester ant), 2872 nucleotides. RefSeq names its product pre-mRNA processing factor 40 (gene Prp40). Gene Ontology annotation, cellular component: U2-type prespliceosome; U1 snRNP. The record is from RefSeq and is a predicted model, not a curated record. NCBI's taxonomy places the organism in Eukaryota, Metazoa, Arthropoda, Insecta, Hymenoptera, Formicidae. Gene Ontology annotation, molecular function: protein binding; RNA binding. Gene Ontology annotation, biological process: mRNA cis splicing, via spliceosome.